AUGCAACAGUUUGCAGUCUCGUUCGAAUGUGGAGUUUCGACGAGCAAGGAUGUGUCUGGAAUGUGGGCCGUCGACAGUGGUGCAACGCACCACAUUUGCCACGACAAGACCAAGUUCGCAAGUUUGGCAGAGCGCAAUGAGGGCGAACUCUUGGUGGCUGAUGGCAACAAGGUGGCCAUCAAGGGUGUGGGAACCAUCAUGGAAAAGGUGGUUCUGCCCAACGGUGAAGAGCGUGAGAUCGAAAUCAAGAACGCGCUAUAUGUUCCAAGUAUGAGCAAGAACCUGCUCUCGGUGCCACAGGUUAACAGCCAUGGCAAGUUUCAAGUCGUGUUUGACGGGUACAAGAUGUAUGCGACUCUCAAGAACUCACAGCAAGUGGUGGCGACAGCGGAUCUCGUGGAUGGACUCUACUGGCUUUGGACGACUCAACGAUCAGCGAAUGUGACAACAAGUGAAACCAGUUGUGCCGAUCUACAUGCGAGAAUGGGUCAUGCUCCAUUCGAUGUACUUCGCAAGAUGAUCGCGACCAACAUGAUCAAGGAUGUGCGAGUCCCUCUCAAGUCGGGUGGAGCAACUACAUGUCGAGGAUGUCAACAAGGGAAAAUGGUCCAAAAACCAUUUCCAAGCAACCGAGACAAGCGCAGCUACGAUACGUUUGAGCUACUUCAUCUGGACAUCUGCGGGCCCAUAGAAAAGGAUUCGCUCGGUGGCAGCAAAUAUUUGCUGCUGAUCAUCGACGAAGCUAGUGGAUGCAUGAAGGGCUUUUGUCUACGAGUGAAGUCCGAGAGUGAAGACUACAUCCGGAAAUAUGUCACCAUGGUACAGACGCAAUUCUGUAAGAAGGUCAAGUUCGUGCGACACGACGGAGCUCGCGAGUUUGCAACCAACUCGCUUCAACUGUUCUACGAAGACGAAGGCAUUGAACAGCAGACAACGGUGCCGUAUGCACAUCAAACAAACGGAACAGCAGAGCGUGCCAUUAGGACUAUUGUCACGAUCGGCCGCAGCAUGCUUCAUCAUGCCAAACUGGACAAGUGUUUCUGGGCCGAAGCAGCGAUGAUGGCCAUCUACGUCAAGAAUCGACUGCCGUCACCUAAAGUCGUGCACAAGACCCCGUUUGAGAUCGUCUACAACUUGAAACCAAGCGUCAAGCACAUGCGAACAUUCGGGUGUCAGACAUACAUACUGACGCCUAAAGAGAAUCGACUCAAGUGGGAUCCAAAGGCUCGCGCUGGCAUAUUCGUGGGCUACGAAGAAGUUUCGAAGGCAUAUCGUGCUUAUGACAUCGAGGCGGGGCAGGUGGUUAUCAGCCGCGAUGUCAACUUCGACGAGCCCACCUUUGGACUUCAACUGCCGAUCACUGAUGAAGAUGUCGAUGACCUGGACUUCGAAUUGCUGGAUCUUGAUGACGAAGAGCUGCGUCAAAUGGCGUACAAGCAAACAGGCAAGCGCAAGAACCGACUCAAUGAUGAAGAUACAGCAGCUCCACGACCGCGUGCAGUGCGUCAACGACCAGGACUAGAAGAGUCAAGCGCGCCGGAAAACAACUCGUCACGCCAAGAAGAAGACGAAGAAAUGAAGGAUUCUGUUGAUUCAACACCGCCUGUGUUUUGGCGUGCGAGUGCAAAUGCCGUUGAAGCAGCAGUAGACUUAUCAGAGCCCUCAACAUUUGAAGCAGCAGUAAGCGGCCCUGACCAAGUGCACUGGAGAAAAGCAAUUCAUGCAGAGCUCGAGUCAAUGCGACUUCGCGGUGUGUUUCGUGCAGCCAAGCUGCCCAACGGACAACGCGCCAUUGGCACAAAAUGGGUGUUCAAGAUCAAGCGUAAAGCGGAUGGAUCUAUCGAGAAGUACAAGGCACGACUUGUGGCCAAGGGUUUCCGUCAAAGGUAUGGCAUCGACUACACGGAGACGUUUUCGCCUGUGGUCAAGUAUGUGACGCUGAGAAUGGUGAUCGCAAUUUCCAAGCAUUUUGGAUGGCCCAUCGACCAGCUUGAUGUGGUGACAGCUUUCCUGUAUGGCGUCAUGAAGGAACAAGUGUUCUGCGUGAUUUCUGAAGGCGUCCAACUUGACAGCCUCAAGCAAGCUUCGCGAGUGUGGAACGAGACGUUCGACGAGUAUGUGUGCUCCAUCGGAUUUCAAGUGUCAGGCUUCGACCCAUGUCUCUACAUCAAGACAUCGGACGGCCAUUGCGUGUUUAUACUGGUCUACGUGGACGACGUCUUGGUGACUGGAAGCUCGCUCGAGCUGAUUGCACAAACCAAGAACGACCUGAAGACGCGGUUCGAGAUGACGGACAGCGGCAAGUGUGCGUUUGUUCUUGGGAUCGAGCUUUUGGACGGUGAAGAUGGCAGUGUGACACUAUGUCAGCGUCGGUAUGUCGAUGAUAUCCUCAAGCGCUUUGGCAUGGAUGAUUGCAAGGCAGUCGCAAGUCCAGUCGACAUGAGCUCUCGACUUGUUUCAAGUGAUGCAACUACCAAGGUCGAUGCUCCUUUUCGCGAAGCUGUUGGUGCGUUGAUGCACCUGACCACUGCAACGCGUCCGGACAUUGCGUUUGCUGUGGGCUAUGUGUCGCGGUUCAUGGAAAAUCCCCAAGAAGAACACUGGGUUGCAGUUAAGCGUAUCUUUCGCUACCUAAAAGGCACCAAGACGCAUGGAAUUUGCUACAAGCCAAGUGCAAGGAUCGACUUCCGUGGAUAUUCGGAUGCGGAUUGGGCUGGUGAUCUUACCGACCGCAAGUCAACAUCGGGGUACACGUUCAUGCUACUCGGUGCGCCAGUGAGUUGGGGCAGCAAGAAGCAGCCAAGUGUUUCGUUGUCCACGACUGAAGCUGAAUACAUCGCACUCAGCUUGGCGAUUCAAGAGGGCAAGUGGAUUCAUCGUCUGCUUUGUGAGAUCGUGAUGGCUGCCAAUGAAGAAGGACCGGAACUCAUGAUUCAUGAAGACAAUCAGUCAUGUAUUAAGAUGACGAAGAACCCGGUCAACCACGGCCGUGCCAAGCACAUUGAUAUCAAGUACCAUCACAUCCGUGAUGAGGUCAAGCGCGGUGAAGUGAAGCUCAAGUAUUGUGAAACUGCGGUGAUGUUAGCGGACAUCAUGACGAAGGGACUUCAUGGACCACGCCACAAGGAGAUGACGACAGCUCUCGGGAUUCGUGAGCAUUCGGAUUGA
Peronospora matthiolae is the source of this 3168-nucleotide messenger RNA. The record is from the annotation of a GenBank genome assembly. NCBI's taxonomy places the organism in Eukaryota, Oomycota, Peronosporomycetes, Peronosporales, Peronosporaceae.